Osmia bicornis bicornis is the source of this 1430-nucleotide messenger RNA. Its product is annotated as putative transferase CAF17 homolog, mitochondrial. Lineage: Eukaryota; Metazoa; Arthropoda; Insecta; Hymenoptera; Megachilidae. Gene Ontology annotation, molecular function: protein binding. Gene Ontology annotation, cellular component: mitochondrial matrix. The record is from RefSeq and is a predicted model, not a curated record. The coding region runs from base 268 to 1368 and encodes 366 amino acids. The transcript is spliced from 2 exons.
UUUACCACUAAGAGCGCUGUGAUGUAAUACCAGUCCCAUUUUGUGGGAGGAUAUAACUCGUAAAUAAAACGGCGGUUUUGGAGCCUCCGAAAUGAAUCUCCUGAAUGUGUAAAAAAUGUAUCACAUGUGCAUUAUAUCUUAUUUGCAACAUAGAAGUAAUUUAAUGUUAAAAAAAUUGCAACUGAAAUUUAUUUAAAAUAUUGGCAAAGGGGUGUUGUGAAUUAUAGAAACAAACUGAAACGUCACAUUCAUUCAAAUUUUGGUAAAAUGAUAGUGCAUUUAAAAAAAUUUAUUUUACCCUUCCGCAAGUUGGAUAAAUUUGGAAAAAUACAAAAACAAUUUGUUAGACAUGAUUCUUCUCAGUCUUCACAAAAAAUCUUAGAACACCUGAAAAAUAAGAGUUUGAUACAAGUUAGAGGGAAAGAAGCUUCAAAUUUCCUACAAGGAUUGAUUACAAAUGAUAUGAAACAUUAUGAAGAAGGAGCAGCCAAUUUGUAUGCAUUAUUUCUUAACAUUAAGGGUAGAGUAAUGUAUGAUGUCAUUAUCUACAAAACUCAAGAAGAUGAUGUAUAUUAUAUUGAAUGUGAUUCACAAGCCGUUGAACCAUUGAAAAAACACUUAAAAAUGUAUCGUGUUAGGAAAAAGAUAGACAUAGAUAGUUUAGGAGAUACCAUAAAUGUUUGGACAUUUUUUGAUCCUAUGCAUUAUUUAGAUAACAAAGUUAAUGAUACUAAUAGGCAGAAGCUUGAAGGUUUAAUAUUUCCAUGUGGUAGUCUUAAUAAUAAAGUAAGCAAAGUAAUUGAUAAUAUUAUGAUAUAUGAAGAUCCCAGACUUCCAAAUCUAGGCAUGAGAAUUUUAGCUGAAACAAAAAUUGAAAGAAAUGAAAUAGCAAAGUAUUUAAAUUCUGACACUAUGGCUCCCACUAAUAGUUUAAAUUUCAAAGCAUUUCGUUAUAAACUUGGAAUAGCUGAAGGUAUUGAGGACUUACCGCCAGGAAAGCCCUUACCAUUAGAAGUAAAUUGUGAUUAUUUGCAUGGGGUCAGUUUUCAUAAAGGUUGUUACGUUGGUCAAGAACUUACAGCACGUACUUAUCAUACUGGAGUAGUAAGAAAACGUUUAAUGCCUUUAUUAUUCAAUGAAGUUCCAAAUAAAUCUUUUGCGUACGAUGAAAAGAUUAUUAAUGAAUCUGGUAAUGUAGUAGGUAAAUUUAGAGGAAUUGAAAAUGAAUAUGGAUUAGGUUUAAUACGAAUUACUGAAGCUCUAAAAGCUCAAUCCCUUACUAUAUCAGAUAUUGAAUUAAAAGUUUCAAAACCUGUUUGGUGGCCACAAGAAACUCAAGCACAAAGCGCAUCAUUUACUAAAAAAUAAUAGAUACAUGUUUUCUAAAAUUGUAAUGUAUAAAUAUAAAAUAAAUAUGUUAUGAGAAGAAA